AUGCCUCCGGUCGGCGCAGCGCUCUGGCGCAGUUUACGAGCCCACCAAGUCUACGGCGCUAACACGGACGUGGGGAAGACAAUUAUCUCCACGGUGCUGUGUAAUGCGGUUCAACACCAGAAACAGCGCGCCGCAUUCCUCAAGCCGGUUUCUACGGGGGCAUUAGAUGAUGCCGAUGAUCGGCACUUGCGGCGUUAUGGCGCCGGGACGCUCACCAAAUGUCUCUACCAAUUCGACGAUCCCGUGAGCCCGCACUUGGCAGCAAAGGAUAAAUUUGUUCCGCGAGACGAUGACCUUCUCGCAUCCAUACACAACACACUGUCCGGCUGGGCGCGGUCCGACAUUGACUUCGCCCUUGUUGAGACGGCCGGGGGCGUGCACUCCCCGGGCCCCAAUGGCAACUCACAGGCUGACUUGUAUCGACCACUUCGGAUGCCAAUCGUGUUGGUGGCAGACUCUCGUCUAGGGGGUAUCUCUUCUUCGAUUUCUGCCUACGAGUCGUUGCUUCUCCGUGGCUAUGAUAUCUCAUCGGUUCUCGUGUUCCGAGAUGAGUACUAUCAAAAUCAUGAAUACCUCCGGGAAUACUUCCAGAAAAAGAGCAUUCCCUUGGUGUCGCUACCAGCGCCUCCAGCCAGACCGUCGCGGCUGGAUGCCGACUCCCAAAUAAGGGACGAGGAGGCCAUGUUCAGCUACUACCAAAACUCCGCAAAGGAGUCGGAGGUUCUCCGAUUGCUUGAAGAAAUGUCCGUCAAUAAUACCGAGCGCGUCCAGCGUCUCGAAGAGAUGGCCGACCGUGCGCAAGAGCUGAUAUGGUACCCCUUUACCCAGCACCAAGGCAUGAAGGCCAAGGACAUUACCGUCAUCGACUCAGCGCAUGAUGACUACUUCCAAACAUUCGGCUCCAACACAUCCAAAGAUGCAGAGGGUGAACUGCGCCCGACAUUCGACGGAUCCGCGUCCUGGUGGACUCAAGGCUUAGGCCACGGUAACCCCGAACUAGCACUAUCUGCUGCCUAUGCCGCCGGUCGGUACGGACAUGUCAUGUUCGCAGGAGCUGUCCAUGAGCCAGCGCUGACGCUUGCGGAUAAUCUACUGAAAACCAUCGAAAACCCGAGGUUUACUAAAGUCUUCUACACGGACAAUGGAAGUACAGGGAUGGAAGUUGCUGUGAAGAUGGGUCUACGCGCUUCUUGCGACCGGUACGGUUGGGAUGCCUCCCAGGAGCAGGUUGGUAUUCUUGGACUCAAGGGUAGCUACCACGGUGAUACUAUCGGUGUGAUGGACUGUUCGGAACCUUCGACAUUCAAUAAGAAGGUUGAGUGGUAUCGUGGUCGUGGCCACUGGUUCGAUUUUCCUCUUGUCAAGAUGGUUGGCGGAUCUUGGAAAGUCGAGAUCCCCGGUGAGCUGCAGGGAGAACUCGGCGAGGAUGUUGAUUUCGCUUCCUUGGGAUCGGUGUUUGACCUCAGCCAGCGUCUUGAGUCUGCCACUGCCCAGCGGUACAAGGACUACAUCCGUCGCACUAUUGAAGAUCUCGUUCAGCGCCAAGGAGUGAAGUUUGGAGCAUUGAUCUUGGAACCGGUCAUCCUCGGUGCGGGUGGAAUGCUUUUCUGUGACCCUCUCUUCCAGAGAUGCCUGACCGAUGUGGUCCGCGACCACCCAGAGCUGUUUUCCCCCAACGCUACCGCACCCAAACAAUCCCCGUCGUGGUCCGGCCUGCCAGUCAUCUUCGACGAAGUCUUCACCGGAUUGUACCGUCUCGGUCGGCGGACAUCCGCCUCUUUCUUAGGAGUGCACCCCGACGUGGCCGUCAACGCCAAACUCCUCACGGGCGGGCUGGUACCACUCUGCACGACUGUCGCUAGCGAGGAAAUCUUCAAUGCUUUCUCGAGUCCCGAAAAGAGCGAUGCCCUUCUCCACGGCCACAGUUACACCGCCCAUGCAGUUGGAUGCACGGUCGCUGUUGACUCCUUGAAGACCAUGGCCAAGCUUGAUACCGAUGGAUCGUGGGAUGCAUACCGCGCUGACUGGCGUAGCAGCUCGCCUGCUACUGUUGAAUCUUCAGCUCCCGAGGUGUGGAGUGUCUGGUCACAUGGUCUGCUUGAGGACCUCUCUUCCACGAAGUCCGUGGAGAGCGUGUUCGCCAUUGGAACCGUGCUGAGUAUCUCACUGCGUGAUGCAGCUGGUGGAGGCUACAACUCCAAUGCUGCAAAGGGACUGCAGCAGAAGCUGGCUGUUGGUGGUGAUCAGUUCAAUGUUCACUCGCGCGUCCUUGGAAACGUGCUUUACUUGAUGUCUAGUGUCACUUCCAAGCCCGAGUCGCUACGAGAACUGGAGCGUCUCCUCCGUUCAGCAUUAGUGUAG
Messenger RNA from Penicillium roqueforti, 2361 nucleotides. RefSeq names its product adenosylmethionine-8-amino-7-oxononanoate aminotransferase (gene bioDA). The transcript is spliced from 5 exons. The record is from RefSeq and is a predicted model, not a curated record. Gene Ontology annotation, cellular component: mitochondrion. Gene Ontology annotation, biological process: biotin biosynthetic process. NCBI's taxonomy places the organism in Eukaryota, Fungi, Ascomycota, Eurotiomycetes, Eurotiales, Aspergillaceae. Gene Ontology annotation, molecular function: dethiobiotin synthase activity; ATP binding; pyridoxal phosphate binding. Bases 1 to 2361 code for a protein of 786 amino acids.